Molecule: messenger RNA, 3025 nt
Organism: Protopterus annectens (West African lungfish)
Lineage: Eukaryota; Metazoa; Chordata; Ceratodontiformes; Protopteridae
Product: glycerol-3-phosphate acyltransferase 2, mitochondrial-like
Exons: 13
Coding region: 1-1377 (458 amino acids)
Cellular component (GO): mitochondrial membrane
Source: RefSeq, a predicted model, not a curated record
AUGCAAAUUGCAGUUGGAAUUGCAGAGCGUUGCUGUGUCUCCUUCUGGGCAGUGUGUUGUACUUUGUUUGAAAUUUUUCGUCAUGAUUUAGGUUGUGUUCGUCUGGACUUUGGGCAGCCGUUUUCCCUUAAGGAGUAUGCAAAGAAUAAGAAGUUCUGCUUGCAGCAUGGAGGAAGACCUGUAGAGGAGUUGCUGUUGCCAGCUGUAUUAGGCAAAAGAUCGGAAAUAGUUGACUGUGAGAAGACCCCCUGGUGGAUUCAGAAUUGUGUCUCAAAUCUAGAUGCACCAGAUGAAGACCGUUGCUUAGUAGGCAGUCUCAGUCAACAUAUCCUUACCACUGCUGUCUCCUGCUGUGCAAUUAUGCCAACUGCCUUGCUGUCUUGCCUUCUGCUUUAUAGGCAUAAACAGGGAGUCUUCCUUCCCAGGCUGAUGAAGGAUUUCUCUUGGUUGCUGGAGGAGGUGCUUUUCCGGAAUUUUGAUGUUGGGUUCUCUGGAAGACUGCAAGAUAUUGUUCUGCACACCCUGUCCCUCCUAAGAGACUGUGUUAUGCUAUGCUGUGCUUCACCCAAUGACCUAUUUGUUUUCCCAAAGAACAGCAGAGAAGCAAUGAUCGACUUGGCCUUGUACAGCCGGCCUGUCUUGUCUGUAUUUAUAUGUGAAGCAGUGGGAGCAUGUGCUGUCAAUUCAGUGCUUAUGGAGAUGAAGGAUUGUGCUAUGAACCCAGAGUUUGAUUUUGAUGUUGUCAUCAGUGAAGAGGAGCUCAACAGGAAAAUCUUUCAACUCUUCCACUUGCUGCCUUAUGACAUCCUUCUUCUUACGCCUUGUCAUAUAUCCUACUGUUUCUGUUGGGAUGCUGUGGAUAAGCUUGUUCAAGUGGGAAUUCUUACCAUGGAGGAGUUUGAUCAUGCACGUCAUGCAUGUGACACUAAAAGAACACGGAUUUCAGAAGAACUGCUGUGGAAACCGACAGACGACUUUAUGGACAGUGACAGUGACUAUGAUGAUGAUCUCCAUAAGCGGUUGUUCAAGCUGAGUAGUUCCAGCAGCAGCCCUGAUUACUACUACUUUCUCUGCAGCCUGCUACGGCCAGUUCUGAAAGCUUAUGCAGAAGCAGCAACCUUCCUUUUGGAUUUUAAUGGACCAGUUAAAGAGUUGGCUUAUAUCGAGGAUCUAUACCAGUAUUUACUGCGAAAAACCAGUGAGACUGCUUUUUAUGAGUGUGCAACACGAACUCUUGCCACCAGUGCAGUGCAGACCUUCAAGGAGCUGGGUGUUUUCCAAGAAUGCGCAUCUUCUGUGUUCCAGCUCAGCAGCACAUUUGAUUCUAUAGAAAACCGGCGUAAGUUACACCACUUCAUUCAGCAGUUUAUCAUCUGAUAUGGAAGCUAGCCGAUACGAAGUUACUAAGACCCUACCGUUAUCCAUCAAAGAUGUUGGAUUCAGUAUGCACAAGAACCACACUAGGGUUUCUUGAUUUGUAGAAUAUCGAUAGACCUCAUGGCCUGAAUCUAAGAUGUAUAACUAGAUCUGCCUUAGAAUGCUAAAUAGAACUAAAGAAGACCUCGGAUAGACACCUUAGAUUCAUCUUUGGAAAAAUGUGUAUAGAGGUUGUUUACAGAAAUUUGUGCUGCAUCAGACGACCAGCAUGAUCCAUUUAAGGAGCUCUAACAAUUACUUUUGGAGUAGCCCCCUCAGACUUUGGGCACUGUAGCUACAUAACUGGUAUGUCAGCAGAGCUACAUUUUUGUUUUGAAUUUUAAAUUUUGUGAUGUUUCUUUAAUUUGUUGGGGACAAGAUGACAAUAAACAAAAUAUGCACUAUGUUAAGUGGAGAGGAAUGGCAAUUGGAGACGCACUGACUUGGACUAGUAGUUUUCUUGUUAUUGGCUGUGACUAGAGACCAUUGUCUCUCUAAUACUAGGAGUGUGUUAUUCUUAUGCAUUUACAUGACAAGCCACCAUGGGGAUGGUAAAGCUAUGGGGUAAUGGUCAUUGCAUUGUAUAAAUAAUUAGUCUGCUGUGCCUCUUUCCAUUUUUUGCAGUUUGAAUUAUACUAGCUGUUUUAGAAAUGUCAUUAUGUACAAGUAUGUCUGAAGUAUUUAGGAGUUUGAAAAUAUUUUGUUACUAUUAGGCAAUCAGAUAUUAUAAGAGAAAGCCCAAGGUUUAUACUUAUCAUUGCAGUAGUUUGAUAUUAUUCAGAAGUCUCUGUUUCAAUUUUAUUUUAUGAAAAUGUUCCUCUCCCUGUAGAUGUUUUUACUCCCACCUCCACUGCUGUAUGCUAUAGUUGUCAUAUGUAUCUGUUUAUUUGCAGUAACUAGUUUUCUUCAUGUGACUAGUGUCUAAUAUAUUGGAACAUUUGGAUCCUUAAUGCUGUAAAGCUGUCACUCUAAAAUGAUACUGUAUCUUUUCCUUAUGUGCUGUAAUGUGGCUUUCUUUGUGUUUUCAUGUAGAGUGAAUUCAAGGUACAUAUGACUUCAGUAUUGUUUUCCAAGUUCAUAUUUUGGUAUAUAGAAUAGUUGGUCAUUUCUAUCUAAACAUGGAAUGAAGCAUAAUUUGAUAGAGUUUAUAAGUGGCACAUUUUGAUUGGUUAUUGCAGUACAUUUUUGGCACUUAUUCCAAAUAUUGCUAAUUUAAGAUCAUUGCUGUUAAGAGUAUAUUUACAGCACACUAGUAAAAACUGCCUUCUAUACCAGUGCUGUGGAAAAAGCUAAUCUUAAAUAAUGUGCCACUUUUGCCAGAGGUUUAGAAACAGCUGUUGAAAAUUAUUUGGAGUACUUUUGUAAUUUUGAUUGACUUGCUUUUCUGUUGUAUUUAUUUGUCAUGUGUCUUUUUAUAUUUAAAUGUUUAUCUUUAUGUGAAUUCAUACAUGCAGUUCAGUUCAGAAAGUAGAAGGCAGUAAAUUUGGAAUGUGUACUUCCAUUUCCACAAAUUUCAUCUCUUGAAUAGGAGUUUUUGCUUUCUUAAAAUGUCUUGAUAGUGUAAUGUUGCCUGCUGCAUUUCCUGUUCUAUUAAAUUAUGCUAAAGGAA